AUGGCUUCUGUGGAAGCAGAGUCACAGAGUGCAUCUAAUGCCGUUGACGGAGGCGCCGUCUUGCCACGCCUUGUUCAGGCUGAAAUCCAACGUCUACGCGAGUUUCACGCAUCACACUUUCCAGGACAAGACGCGCCUGUGAUCGAGGAGCGCAUUCUCGAUUCAGAACAACAGCGUGCAGAGUCCAUCGACGAUGUUGAAAGCCUCGGAUACUACAAUGACGGAGUGGCGCGUACUUUGACCGAUGAGCAGAUCAGAAUGUUCCGUCAUUCCGAGAUACAGCGCCUACUCAUGGCUCGGAGACAGCGACGCGAGAAAGAAGAGCAACAACAAGAGAAGUUCCGCCGGCAACAGGAACGAGAUCGAUCUUCACGGCGGCGCUUCGACGAUGAUCAGCAGCAGCAUCAACCCUCAAUUGACACCCUAAUUUACGAUGAUCAGGUCGACCAGGGCUCCGCCAAGACCGACAAUGCAGUGCCCAGAGACAAGACGUUCCGUUGGCCCAGAUUAGGCAGCUGA
Cyphellophora europaea CBS 101466 is the source of this 519-nucleotide messenger RNA. RefSeq lists its product as uncharacterized. NCBI's taxonomy places the organism in Eukaryota, Fungi, Ascomycota, Eurotiomycetes, Chaetothyriales, Cyphellophoraceae. Bases 1 to 519 code for a protein of 172 amino acids. The record is from RefSeq and is a predicted model, not a curated record. The transcript has a single exon.